GCCCUCGUCAACACAAGCCACAGUCACAGCACGGACACAACACUGAGCAACUACACGCCCUACGGUCCGGGCCUUCCCCUAUGCUGCCUCGGAGGUUGGGCCAGCGCCUAUGCUUCGCCUGUGCCAAUCCCGCCGCCGCCGCGACACCUUCCUCCGCUCCGCCCCGCCGGCGCCUGCGCCUCCUGCCUCACGGGGGCCAUGCCAGCCCCAUCGGCUUCUCGGCGACGGCGAUGUGCGCCGCCGGCUCCCUGCCCGCCGGCCCUGUUCCGCAGGACGACGGCGCAGUGUCAGGAUAUCGUCUCCCUCCAAAGGAAAUCCAGGAAAUUGUGGAUGUGCCACCGAACCCCAGUUACCAUCUCUCCCCUCGGCGAGAUAGGAUCAUGUUCCUGAAACGUAGAGCUAUGCCUCCAUUGUCCGAGCUCGCAAAACCCGAUAAAGUACUUGCUGGCAUACGGAUCGAUCCCGGUUCUAACAUGAGGAGUCGGAUGUCCUUUUAUACUGGGGUUAGUAUCCAUUUGCUGAUGGAUGAUGGAAGUUUGGGUCCAGAGAAAGUGGUCCAUGGAUAUACAGAUGGUUCAAAGAUUAAUUUCGUGACAUGGUCACCAGAUGGUCAGAACGUGGCCUUCACUGUGCGUUAUGAAGAUGAGGCGGGCAGUGACAGCAAUUUAGUAUUGUGGGUUGCUAAUGCAGAAUCUGGAGAAGCUCGGCCACUUUUCAAACAAACAGACAUAAGAUUGAAUGCUAUUUUUGAGCUAUUUGUGUGGGUGGAUCAUUCUACCCUGUUGGUUUGCACCAUUCCGUCAUCACGUGGUGAUCCUCCAAAGAAGCCAUUGGUUCCUUUUGGUCCAAGGAUUCGCUCCAAUGAGCAGAAAAAUGUCAUUCAGAUGAGAGCCACAAAAGAAAUGUUGAAAGAUUUGCAUGAUGAAGAAUUGUUCGAUUACUAUGCCACUUCUCAGUUAGUACUGGUUUCGUUGGUUGGGAUAGUGAAGCCAGUAGCUUCCCCUGCUAUAUAUACUUCCCUUAAUCCUUCACCAGAUGAAAAGUACUUGAUGCUUGCCUCUGUUCACAAGCCAUAUUCUUCUAUAGUUGCGUAUAAAAGGUUCCCCAAGAAGGUUGAGUUAUGGACAGUUCAUGGCAGAUUUGUCCGUGAAGUUUGUGAUCUACCCCUUGCUGAAAAUAUUCCAAUUGCAGCCAACAGCGUCCGUAGGGGAAAACGUUUAAUCAGGUGGAGGCCUGACAUGCCUUCAACAUUAUAUUGGGUGGAGGCACAGGAUGGAGGAGAUGCAAACGUUGAAGUCUCACCACGUGAUAUAGUUUACAUGGAACCUGCCGAGCCUUUAAAUGGCGAGAAACCUCAUGUCCUGCUUAAACUUGACCUUCGGUAUAGAAGGAUCUCUUGGUGCUAUGGAUUGCAUGCACUGGUAUAUGAAUAUUGGCAGAAGACACGCAGAACAAGAACAUGGGUUAUCUCUCCUGAUUUCAAUGAUUUUAGCCCACGAUUAUUAUUUGAUAGAUCUUCUGAAGAUGCUUACUCAAGUCCAGGUUCUCCAAUGAUGUGCAGAACACCCACAGGCACUCUUGUCAUUGCAAAAGUUAAGACAGGCUAUGAAGGGACCUAUAUCCUAAUGAAGGGACAGGGUGCGACACCAAAAGGAAGCGUCCCUUUUCUUGAUCUCUUAAACAUAACUACGGGAGCGAAAGAGCGGAUAUGGGAAAGUGGCGAAGACAAGUACUAUGAAUCUGUUCUUGCACUGAUGUCAUACCAUCCUAAAUGUGAAAUCCAGCUAAAUGAACUAAAAUUUCUCAUAUCGAAAGAGUCGAGGAGAGAAGCUACCCAAUAUUAUGUUAGUAUCUGGCCUGAUAAAAAGAAAGUCCAGAUUACUAGUUAUCCCCAUCCAUAUCCUCAGCUGGCAUCAUUGCAGAGAGAAAUAAUUAGAUACGAGCGAGAUGAUGGUGUUAAACUUACAGCUACAUUAUAUCUGCCUCCAGGCUAUAAUCCAUCGAAAGACGGGCCUCUUGCAUGCUUGAUUUGGUCUUAUCCUGGAGACUUUAAAAGCAGAGAGGCUGCUGGGCAAGUCCGCCGUUCACCCAAUAAAUUUGCACGCAUUAACAACAGUUUUCCUCUUCUUUGGUUAGCUAGAGGGUUUGCAAUUUUGGCUGACCCGACAAUCCCUAUAAUUGGUGAAGGAGACCAGGAGGCAAAUGAUAGGUACAUUGAGCAGUUGAUUGCCAGUGCGGAAGCAGCGGUAAAUGAAAUCAUAAGAAGAGGGGUUGCUCACCCUGAUAAAAUUGCUGUGGGCGGUCAUUCAUACGGUGCAUUUAUGACUGCUAACCUCUUGGCACAUGCGCCUCACCUUUUCUGCUGCGGAAUUGCUCGCUCCGGAGCCUACAACAGGACAUUGACUCCAUUUGGCUUUCAGAAAGAGGUGAGAACGCUCUGGGAGGCUACCGAUACAUAUAUUAAGAUGAGCCCUUUCAUGUUAGCUAACAAAAUCAAGAAACCAAUUCUACUGAUACAUGGAGAAGAAGACAGCAAAGUAACAACAGCAAUGCAGUCAAGUCAAUUUUAUAAUGCUUUGAAAGGGCAUGGGGUGCCAUGCCGUCUUGUGAUUCUCCCAUUCGAGGGGCACCGGUAUGCUGCAAGGGAAAGUGUUAUGCAUGUAAUUUGGGAGACUGAUAGGUGGCUGCAGAAAUAUUGUGCAAGUAAUUCUAGGAGCACCCAGAUUAUCGAAUCGAGUGGUACAGAGGGAGUAGUCUGGAGAAAGACAAAUGGUGGUCUGAAGUCUCCGAGACGUCAGAAACAUCUCCGUGUCAUAGUCUUGCAAGACUUGUGCAGGCCACAAGCCUCUCCAUCUGUUGUGUCCAUACAAGCAACACCCAUACCAUUCUGGUACGUCUCCUUCCCCAAGACCCCUACUUGCAACUUGGCGAGUGGAGAAUUCUAUCAGGUCACAGCAGAAGGCCAAGACAGCAACUGCCAUGGCCUCAUCCGGCGAGGCGAGAAGGCUCUGCGUGUUGCCCCUAUCUUGUUCUCCAGAAUACAAUGCCUUCAUCUGAGCUAGAGCUGUCCACGCACCCCAUUCAUCGCCGAAAGUCGCAGCGACCGGCUGUGAUCAACGCAGAAUAUUUCCGCCUGUUUCGAUCCUUUCAUCUAAAGGCUCCAUUCAGCCAGGGUGCGAGCGAACGGCUGCGACGACGCCUGAGCGAAAUAUCGGGAUGAUUGGCCCGUUUUUGAGUGUGUGGGCAAAGUCAACAAGCCCAAAUGGUUCCGGUAUGGGCACCUUUAGCGCCCGUCUUUUUUGGGUGCCUUCCAAUGAUUCCCAAGGGCCAAGAAGCCAAGCUUGGGCCUAGGAGCAACCACUUGCAGAUCGGAUGGCUGUUACUGUCUUACAGUGGCAAGCAAAAGGAGAGGCGGCGAGAAGACGGGGAAACGCAGCGGCAAGCAAGCGACCGAGAAAGCAACCCUAGACCGGUAGGUGCCGGAAUUCAGAAAGCUCCGGGGGCACACGCUAAUUUCACCCCGAGUUGUCGCGUUUUCGCCUCCAUUUGUAGCCUCCUGUUUGAUUCAGACCAAUCACUGCCAGAAUAAAAGGUAGUUGAUCAUAGCAUUUGGUGCAUCGCUUGACUAUCGUGACAUGAGAUUGUUUUUUUGCCAAAAUCAGCGACUCACAGCCAGCCAGGGUAGUUGCCAGUUGCCUUCACUGGCACUCUAUUAUUGUUAGCCUGAAACUGAGACAUUUGGACGUGUUGCUGUCACUUAAUCUAUUUGGCACUGUUAAUUCA
Messenger RNA from Hordeum vulgare subsp. vulgare (domesticated barley), 3783 nucleotides. RefSeq names its product probable glutamyl endopeptidase, chloroplastic. NCBI's taxonomy places the organism in Eukaryota, Viridiplantae, Streptophyta, Magnoliopsida, Poales, Poaceae. Gene Ontology annotation, biological process: proteolysis. Gene Ontology annotation, molecular function: serine-type endopeptidase activity. The record is from RefSeq and is a predicted model, not a curated record. The transcript has 16 exons. The coding region runs from base 81 to 3062 and encodes 993 amino acids.